AGACAGAGGAUCGGCAACGUUGUUCUAAUAUCUUUCUCCACUGUCAUUAUAACGUGGACUCCACUAUAGGAUAUUCAAAUUAACUAUUUUCGAACUAUUUUAGACUGAUACAUAUUAUAUAGUUGCUUACUUUUAAUAUUGAGAAAUGAGGAAAACACUGUAUUAUCUCAUAAGGCAAAGUCUGGUUUUUCCGGUGAUUCUCCAUCAAUUUAUGUACAACAAUAUUAUUAUACAGCAACGUUGCAUAAUUAUUAUUAUUCUCAUCACAGUUUCUGUUCAGUAGCAAAGAGACAAUGCUAGGAAACUCUUGUAUUUUCAUCUUAUGGAUUCAUUGUUUAAUGCUAGUGAACUGCACAAUCGAAAAAGAUGGGUUGAUACUGGUUAACCGUAUGGCCGAUCAGGUACGAGCAGUUCUUCAACACUACAAAAAUAAUACAGGUCCUGUAGGAUUACCGGACGCAGUUUACAAAAUACUGGAUCCUAUGCCAAUUCCACCAAUCGAGCUGAUCUCAAACCUUUAUGUGAAACUGACAAUGCUCAACUGUUCAGUACAUGGAUUGUCCAAGUCUCAGAUCGAGAGCAUCCAUACGAACCUCACUGAGAAUCCACAAAUUUUAGCAGAAAUGAAGAUAGAGAGUCUGAAAGUGAUAGGAAACUAUUCACUUACUUCAUUAUUCUCUAGAUCAGUAUAUAGUUGUAUGGUGACAAUGUACAAUGUUAGUGUUUUAAGCCUCACUGAGUUGAGCUCAUCCCUUCAAGGGACCCUGGAAGCAUCCAAUAUGGACAUGGACAUAUCUGCAGAUAAAAUUCAUAUCGACUUCCAGAAUAUUGGAUAUCUCGCAUCAUUGUUUCAAAAUAUGAUAAACAAGAUGGACGUUUUCGUGUUUGAGACUAUGAAGCCUUUCAUUCUUGAGGAGGUGAAGGAUUUUGUUAGAAAGGAGAUUGACAGAGAGGCUAGAAAAAUCAACAUGGUGUCAUUUCCGAAUUCGAUUUCUCCACUGGAUUUGGCGAUUGCUGAGGGCAGAAGAAUUGCAGGGAGUCUUGGACUUGACCCAUACAUGUUUCCAGACUACUCACACCAUGCAGGCUUAUUUGGAAUGUUUGGCAUGUACUUGACAAACAUGUGGGUGACAGGCCUUGGGUCGUUCUACCGUGUGGGCAACAUGACAGUGUCCAUGCAGAACCACGUGGUGCAGAUGGGUGUCAGUGUGGGCACAGAUGAGCUCAUGGGCAACUGUCAUUGGCAGAUAUCGGCAGCUGGGCUCUACUCACAUGCAGGGGCCACUUCAUUCACUGUCGAAUAUGUACAGGUUGAAAUCAACCUCCAUCAAAGACUAGACAUGAUGGAGCCCCCUUUCCUGGAUAGCUUGGACAUGACUGUUGGAAACAUCCAGCUGAGAAGUGAAGGCACUGGGACUAUGGACUACGUCAUGGAGCUGCUCACCAAUCUCCUCCCAAACAUUCUGCGUUAUCAGAUGAUAGACGCUCUCAGGGAGCCACUGAGACGUCGGUUCCAGGAGAUUCUCAACGAUGUGGAUGUUGAUGAAAUUCUAAACAAAGAAAUAUCUAGAUUGGAGGAGUUGAUCAUGAAGAGCCAGGUUAAGACAGAGACGGAAACAAACCUGAUUCCAAAAAUGGGUGGGGGAGAUGAGGAUGAAGAAUAUUCAUGUAGUUUUGAUUUAUGUGAAUACUAAAUACAAAAAGAAUUGAAUUAAUGGUAAUGAUUCAUUCAGGGCUGGUUUCCGAGCUCGGGAUUUAGCUAAGUCCUAGACUUUAAACAGCUGGAGUCAGAAAAUUGGCUUUCCAAAACGGGGCGUAGUCACAGUCAUUGUCAAAGUCACGUUUGAAUGAUAUUUCAAAAUAUUAGAAAAUUAAACACAAAAUAAAAUAAAGAGAAAAUAGUGUAAAGUUUCAGCUAUUUUGAAUUAUUUAGAAAUGUUUACUUUCGUCAAGGAAAAACGUUUCCAAUUAUAGAAAUGAGAAAAUAAAAACUGCGACUACUGUUAUAAAAGCUGCGACCACGCCCCGUUUUGGAAAGAUAAUUUUCUGACUCCAGCUGUUUAAAGUCUAGAACUUAGCUAAAUCCCGAGCUCGGAAACCGGCCCUUAAAGUAUGAAGUCAACCUUCAAAAUUCAAAAUUUUCAAAUCAUUAUUCCUGGACCGAAAAUCAAGUGACGAUGCAGUGUGUGAUUUCAUAAACUCAACCUCUGGACAACAUGAACAUUCUUUAACAAUUUUUGGAGAGAAAUAGUACAGCUCAACCGUGUUUUUCCUCCAAUGUCAUAACUAUAUUAUGAUUAUAGUGUUUUGUACAAUGAAUGAUUAAAUAAAUUGAGAAGGCUGUGGAUAAUCAA
Nilaparvata lugens (brown planthopper) is the source of this 2354-nucleotide messenger RNA. RefSeq lists its product as uncharacterized. The record is from RefSeq and is a predicted model, not a curated record. The transcript is spliced from 4 exons. The coding region runs from base 294 to 1694 and encodes 466 amino acids. Lineage: Eukaryota; Metazoa; Arthropoda; Insecta; Hemiptera; Delphacidae.